Molecule: messenger RNA, 1018 nt
Organism: Cololabis saira (Pacific saury)
Lineage: Eukaryota; Metazoa; Chordata; Actinopteri; Beloniformes; Belonidae
Gene: emg1
Product: EMG1 N1-specific pseudouridine methyltransferase
Exons: 5
Coding region: 36-749 (237 amino acids)
Biological process (GO): rRNA base methylation
Cellular component (GO): small-subunit processome; nucleolus
Molecular function (GO): rRNA (pseudouridine) methyltransferase activity; rRNA binding
Source: RefSeq, a predicted model, not a curated record
AUUCUGCGACUGAGCGAUCCAGAAGAGACGGUGUCAUGGCGGCUCCCGGUGUGAAGAAGCGUGGUCUUGAACAUUUGGACGAAUAUGAACCAAAACCAGCCAAGCACCUCCGAAGCCUCCACGACCGGAUGGCGGAGAGGAGACUCGUCGUUAUCCUGGAGGGAGCAUCGCUAGAAACAGUGAAGGUUGGAAAAACGUUUGAGCUUUUAAACUGCGACCAACAUAAAAAUAUGAUCAUCAAAAGUGGGAGGGACCCUGGGCGAAUAAGACCAGAUAUCACCCAUCAGUGUUUGCUAAUGCUGAUGGACAGUCCACUGAACAGGGCAGGCCUGCUGCAGGUUUACAUCCACACAGAGAAAAAUGCAUUAAUAGAGAUCAAUCCACAAACCCGCAUCCCAAGAACAUUUCCUCGCUUCUGUGGCCUUAUGGUUCAGCUGCUGCACAAGCUAAGUGUCAGGGCUGCAGAUGGUCCUCAAAAACUACUAAGGAUGAUUAAAAACCCGGUGUCUGACCACCUGCCCCCUGGCUGUCCUCGCAUAGGGACUUCCUUCUCUGCAGGCGAAGCCAUUUGCCCCCGAACUAUAGUUCCAGACGGACCUGCUGCAGUGGUUAUUGGAGCAUUUGCACAUGGAGCGGUGAAUGUGGACUACACAGAGAAGCUUGUGUCCAUAAGUAAUUACCCCCUCUCUGCAGCGCUUGCCUGUGCCAAGUUCUGCUCUGCCUUUGAGGAAGUGUGGGGUAUCCUGUGACGAAUAAUCCUUAAUAAACUGCAGGUGUCAACCGAACCAUCUGUUCAGAAGGGUUACAUUGACUUUAUUUCAGUGGACUAUAAACACUGGAUCACACGUCCAGUGGUGACAUGUAUCCCUCUGUACAAUGUGCUGUUGAACUCCCAAUAUGAUGGAGUUUGUAUAUUAAAAAGUUGGGUUUUAGUACCCAUCACUUUUUCCAUGUAAGUUGCGUUUUUUUGCUUUUAUUUCUACCAAAAUGAAUUUCACCAAUUUUAGAGAUUUCUGGA